Papaver somniferum (opium poppy) is the source of this 535-nucleotide messenger RNA. RefSeq lists its product as uncharacterized. The coding region runs from base 50 to 535 and encodes 161 amino acids. The transcript has 2 exons. Lineage: Eukaryota; Viridiplantae; Streptophyta; Magnoliopsida; Ranunculales; Papaveraceae. Gene Ontology annotation, molecular function: methyltransferase activity; RNA binding. The record is from RefSeq and is a predicted model, not a curated record.
UGUUCUUUUAAUCUAAUAGGUGCUGGACAUCAAGAAAUUAGCUGCGGAGAUGGGCUUAAAAUGCGUAACUGCACAUAGGCAGGAUGCUCUUAAAGCUGUUUGCCAGAGUAACGAGACAGUCAAUUUAUCUAUGCAACAUCCUGAUGAAACAAAAAGUGUGGCUUCUGAGAUUACAAGUUGUCGUGACUUUCUGGUGGAUGAUAUGGAAUCUGUCAAAAGAAAAGCAAUAGACCUUCACUUAGCUUGCAACAAAGACGUUAGCGAGGAAAUGGAAAAUCAAAGAAAUUAUCAAAGCAAAGCUGAUAUCCGGAAAAGUAUGCGGAGAAUGAGGAAUGGACCAGGAAGGAAUCAAACCAUCGGUGGCAUGGUUGAAAAAUCAAAGGGAUUUUCACCGAACAGUUUUGACCGUGUUCUUCUUGAUGCUCCCUGUUCUGCUCUUGGUCUGAGACCUAGACUAUUUGCUGGAGAGGUUAGUCUUGAGGAAAACUUAUUUAUUUCCUUGAGUGGAUAUUUUAGCAUUCUCUACUAUAAAUAG